GCAUCAGGGUUAUGUUUAUACCUACAGAGUAUCCAGGACAGAAACUGGAUCCUGGAGUGCUGAGACAGCGCCCGGGGUCCACCGGCGGCUCUUUCGGAAAGUGCACAACCUCAUUUCAGCCUUCCAGAAACCCGACCAAGGCAUCAUAACGCCCCUGCAGUACCCAGUCAUCAACCAGGCGAAAGCCAAAUACUCCCCAGGGAGAAACGACGGCCAUGACUUCCACCUGCAGCCAUCAUGA
Pelecanus crispus (Dalmatian pelican) is the source of this 241-nucleotide messenger RNA. Lineage: Eukaryota; Metazoa; Chordata; Aves; Pelecaniformes; Pelecanidae. The record is from RefSeq and is a predicted model, not a curated record.